This is a messenger RNA of Oldenlandia corymbosa var. corymbosa, 4035 nucleotides long. Lineage: Eukaryota; Viridiplantae; Streptophyta; Magnoliopsida; Gentianales; Rubiaceae. The record is from the annotation of a GenBank genome assembly.
AUAACCAUGAGGUCAAACGAUUCCCAAUUUAAUAAAAGCAUACCAUGAAUCGCCAAAAAUAUCAUUGUUACAUAAUUUCUACCCGUUCCCACUUCUCCACUUGAAAAAAAAAAAGAAAAAGAAAAAUAAUUUCAUAGUUUAUACAUCAUGCACAUGUUGUGUAUGUGCACCAUAUAUAAUAAUUACAUAACCCCCUUCAAGGCUAUAAAUGGAGGAGCACAUCCUCAAAAAGUAGGGGAGAGUACUCUACUAAAAUACUAUAUGCUAGCUUGAUACAUAGUACUCCAUCCUCAUACAUUAAAAUUCGAAGCCACAAAAUCUGUUAGGUUUAUCGUAAAAAAAAAAGAGGUUAUGGAUAAUUCGCAGGAGGACAAGAAGCGAUUAGGUUCUUCUUGGCCUCUCGCCAAUUGUUUUAGUAAUUGUUUGGCUAUGCCCGUUUCUUCUCGUUCAAAGUUGGAACAGUCUUCACCAGGAAGUAGUGAUAAUCAUCAAGAUGAGGAAAAUCAAAAGGACUUUUCUUCAUCGGAGAAUACUCGCCGACGAAAGCCCGGUGGUUGGAAGGCUAUGCCGUUUGUCUUAGGAAACGAAACAUGUGAGAGGUUGGCAAACAUAGGACUGUUGUCCAAUUUUAAUGUGUUCUUGCUGACGGUAUUUCACUUGGACCAAGUGAGCGCUUCAAAUAUGGUGAACAUAUGGUCUGGUGCUACCAGUUUUCUGCCAUUACUUGGUGCUUACAUUUCUGAUGCCUUUGUUGGCAGAUUCGUCACCCUUGCUUUCUCCUCCAUAUCUGCCUUGAUGGUACGUGUUUUUUUUUUUAUUCCCAACGUCACGCACUUAAUUUGAUGAUAAACCAAACCAAAAGAACGACCACCAUUCACCUUAAAUAAUUCAUAUAGACCUUGUUAUUCAAUAAAUUAUUAAGCAACAAGCCUUGCACCAAUCAUGUGCUUGCAGGUUGAGAUGCAAUCUUGUUCGGCAAAAAUUGGACUUUUUUGGGAUUUUUUUUUUUUCAAAUCUAGAAGUGAUACACACACACACACACACACACACACACACACACACACACACACACACACAUAUAUAUAUAUAUAUAUGUACUACUACUUAAAAAAGUGAUAUAUGAUGCGAUGAGAUUAAUUGUGUUAUUUCAUACAUCACUUUUUUUUUGACAUCUCAUUAGAUGAAAUCCCAGAAAAUCCAUGAACUCAUAUUAGUGAUUAGGGGAUUGAAUUGACUGAAUAAAGUGAAAUAGUGUGUAAUUUGAUAGAGAUGAAAAAGACACAAAAUCACUUACCAUGUAUUAUUUAUAUUUGUAUAAAAUUUGUAAAUUUGUCUUUAAUAAUUGUAUUAUACAUUUUUUCUUUGUUUUCUAUUUUUUUAAACCAAUUCAUUUUCACUUCAUUACUUAAUGUUUCAUGUCAUGACCACAAUUUGCUGGUUCUAUGUCGAGAUAUUUUCCCCUUAGUUGAAAAUUAUAUGAUGAAAGUGAUAUAAACAUAAGGGAAUUCUACUAAAAUUCAUGCACAUGAAGACACGAUUUGUAAACUUUUAUUGUUUUUACGUGUCACGUUAACUAUUAUUUAACUUUUUAUCACAUGUUCAUUCACAGCAAUUUGUUUUCAUUACUUCUCUUUUUUUGUUUUUGUUUUGUGGCAUUAAGGAAAGUAAAUUUAAUAUUGUUCCUUUCAUUUUUGUCAUUUAGCUUUUGGGAAUUGUUUUUUCCCCCCAAAAAAAGUUAUGUUCUCAGCCUUGGAUCCAAAUAGGGUUGCAUAAUCAUAAAUGGACUUAGACAUAUAUUGCACAAGACUUCUUAUUUCCCAGUUUCGUAAAUAUCAGCCACAGGAAUUCGAGAAAGAAGUACCACAUAAUUAAAUUGUCUCUCAAAUUAAAUAAACCAAUUUUCUCCCAAUAAUUAUAACUUUUUUCUUUAAUUACAUUUUUCUCCCAAAACUUUAAUUUGUUGGAAAAGUACAAACUUUUGGAAUGUGUAAUCCACUUGAAUUGUUUACUACUAGUCUCUUCCGUGUCAUGUCAACAAAUAAUUAGAUGACUUGUGCAUUCGAAACCAAUCAUCUACCAAAUUUAGCUAGUUGUCAUCAAUUCGUGAGCUAUGUUGGAAAGAAUAAUUAAUAAAUGAUCAAUAUGUACAAGAAAGUUCAUGAAAAGCAAGCAGUAGAUUUCUGGAAUUUUCUAAAAUACGGAAUUUCUGGAAAUUGCGUAAAAUGCAGGGAAUGGUGACAUUGACAUUAGUUCCAUGGAUUCCGAACCUACACCCACCGCCAUGCCCUACGAAGAAAUCAUGCAAAGGUCCAACGUCAUCACAGAUGGGAUUCCUGGCCUUAGCGCUAGGGUUUUUGUCCUUGGGAUCAGCAGGAAUUAGGCCGUGCAGCAUCCCAUUUGGCGUUGACCAGUUUGACCCGAACACUGAGGAAGGAAGAAAAGGAAUCAACAGCUUCUUCAAUUGGUAUUACACCACUUUUACGGUGGUAAUAAUCUUGGCUUUGACGGUGACGGUUUACAUCCAGACUAACGUGAGCUGGGUGGUGGGAUUUGGGAUACCCACGUUACUUAUGGUUGUUGCCAUAAUUCUGUUCUUCCUGGGGACCAGAGUGUACGUAUAUGUGAAGCCAGAAGGGAGUAUUUUUUCAGGCAUUAUUCAAGGGCUAGUUGCUGCUUACAAGAAACGUAACGUUAAGCUUCCCGAGAAUGGAGAAUUUGAUGGAAUAUACUACGACCCGCCACUAAUGAAGGGCACAAUUGUGAAGAAAUUAUCUCUCACCCAUAAAUUCAGGUUCCUGAAUAAAGCUGCAGUAAUCCAAGAAGGCGAAUUACGGCCGGACGGAUCACGGACCAAUAAAUGGAACCUGAGCAGCAUUCAACAAAUCGAAGAAGUGAAACUAAUCCUAAGGAUAAUGCCAGUAUGGGCGUCUGGCAUCAUCUGCUUCCUAGCCAUGGCACAACAAGGCACCUUCACCGUAUCACAAGCUCUAAAAAUGGACCGUCAUCUGGGCCCCCACUUCGAAAUCCCGGCUGGAUCACUCGGCGUCAUCUCCAUGAUCACCAUCGGGAUAUGGCUACCCAUUUACGACCGGGUCAUCGUGCCAUCCUUAAGACGGGUCACCAAAAUCGAAGGCGGGAUAACCCUGCUCCAGAGAAUCGGGAUUGGGCUCGUAUUCUCGAUCUUAUCCAUGGUGGCUGCGGGGCUGAUCGAGCCCAUGAGAAGGGCUUCGGCCAACAAGCACGGCGGCUCAACCGGGGUGGCCCCACUCUCGGUACUGUGGCUUUCUCCUCAGCUGAUUCUCAUGGGUUUUGCCGAGGCGUUUAACAUCAUUGGUCAGAUCGAGUUUUACAACAAAGAGUUUCCCGAAAAUAUGACCAGUUUGGCUAACUCUUUGUUCUCCAUCACGGCCGCCGGAGCUAACUAUUUGAGUGUGUUUUUGGUCAACGUCAUUCAUCAUACCACCGGAACCAAAGACCACCCGGAUUGGUUGACCAAGGAUAUCAACCAAGGCAGAGUUGAAUAUUUCUAUUUCCUGAUUGCCGGAUUGGGGGUCUUGAACUUUGGGUAUUUUCUCUAUGUUGCCCCCGGGUACAAAUACAAAAGUAGAGUCAGAGUUGAUGAGGAUGUUGAUGGCGAUCACGAGAUGAAGCCUGACUUUAGCAUUGAGUUAAAUGGACUCAAACCUUGAUAUCCAUCCAUAUCGUCAUAGUAUAAUUAGGUAACAAUAAUAAUAAUACAUAGUGGUAGUGUGUUUCAAUUCCAAUUUAUUAAUCCAGCCAUAUCAUAAAAGAUACUAUAUGGUCUGUGUAGUGUAUAGAGUUAUAUGUUCUCGCUUUACUCAAGUGAAGAAAAUCAAUGAGAAUGAUCAUUUUCUUCCAAUGUUUUCAUAUGAGUCAAGUGAUGCCUCCAUUUAUUUAUUUCUGCAUCGUUGCCUUCUUUUUUUUUUUUUGUUGAUGAUGGCAAAUUAAUUGUGGUGCAAGUUACGUUUUUUUUUUUUCCAAAUAAGAAAAAUGAUCGAAAUCAAGCUUUCCUCA